Phascolarctos cinereus (koala) is the source of this 4652-nucleotide messenger RNA. It is a transcript of the gene EXOC2, whose product is annotated as exocyst complex component 2. The record is from RefSeq and is a predicted model, not a curated record. Gene Ontology annotation, cellular component: exocyst. Gene Ontology annotation, biological process: exocytosis; Golgi to plasma membrane transport. NCBI's taxonomy places the organism in Eukaryota, Metazoa, Chordata, Mammalia, Diprotodontia, Phascolarctidae.
UGAAGAGCUUCGCGGAAGCCACAGAAGGGGAGGCGGCUGCUGUGGCUGUGGCGGCGGCGGCGGCGGCGCAGUGAUGAUGAUGAGCACCUUAACACUAUAUGUUGCACCACACUGAAAGUUCAGUACUGAUAGUUGCGUGUGGUUUGUCCUUCUCAAAAAGGGCCAUGACUUAAGGAAGAUGAUGCCAUCCAUGACUUGUUACUACCUACAACUUCAUUACAAGUUCCCUUAUAGCAUGUCUCGAUCACGACAACCCCCACUUGUAACAGGCAUCUCUCCAAAUGAAGGUAUCUCAUGGACAAAGGUUACAAUCAGAGGAGAAAACUUAGGAACUGGGCCAACUGAUCUCAUAGGUUUGACAAUUUGUGGACAUAAUUGCCUCCUGACUGCAGAAUGGAUGUCUGCCAGUAAAAUAGUAUGUCGAGUGGGACAAGCCAAAAAUGACAAGGGUGACAUCAUUGUCACAACAAAAUCGGGAGGUAAAGGAACCUCUACGGUAUCUUUCAAGCUUCUCAAGCCAGAAAAGAUUGGUAUCUUGGAUCAGUCUGCUGUCUGGGUUGAUGAAAUGAAUUAUUAUGAUAUGCGCACUGACAGGAAUAAAGGAAUUCCUCCCUUGUCCUUACGUCCUGCUAAUCCCCUUGGCAUUGAGAUUGAAAAAAGCAAAUUUCCCCAGAAAGACUUGGAAACACUGUUCCAUGGAAUGAGUGCUGACUUUACUAGUGAGAACUUCUCAGCUGCCUGGUAUUUGAUAGAGAACCACUCAACUACCAGCUUUGAGCAGCUCAAAAUGGCAGUCAGCAACCUGAAGAAACAAGCGAACAAGAAAAAUGAAGGGAGUCUAGCAUAUGUGAAAGGAGGGCUUAGCACUUUUUUUGAGGCACAAGAUGCCCUCUCAGCUAUCCAUCAAAAACUGGAAGCGGAUGGAACAGAAAAAGUAGAAGGAUCUAUGACGCAAAAACUGGAGAAUGUUCUGAACAGAGCCAGUAACACUGCUGAUACAUUGUUUCAAGAAGUCUUAGGCCGAAAGGACAAAGCAGAUUCCACCAGAAAUGCGCUAAAUGUUCUUCAGCGUUUUAAGUUUCUCUUCAACCUUCCUCUAAAUAUUGAAAGGAAUAUUCAAAAGGGUGAUUAUGAUGUAGUCAUUAAUGACUAUGAAAAAGCCAAGUCGCUCUUCGGGAAAACGGAGGUGCAAGUUUUCAAGAAAUAUUAUGCUGAAGUAGAAACACGGAUUGAAGACUUAAGAGAACUGCUGCUGGACAAAUUGCUUGAAACUCCAUCUACCCUACAUGAUCAGAAACGUUAUAUAAGAUACCUUUCUGACCUCCAUGCUGAUGGAGAUCCUUCUUGGCAGUGUAUUGGAGCACAACAUAAGUGGAUCCUUCAGCUUAUGCAUAGUUGCAAAGAGAACUAUGUAAAAGACUUAAAAGGCAAUACGGCAUUACAUAGUCCAAUGUUGGAGCUGGAUAAUGAUAUGCGCCCUUCUGCAUUGGCGCAUCUUAGUCAGACAGCUUCACUAAAAAGGGCCAGCAGUUUUCAGUCUGGUCGAGAUGAUACAUGGCGUUAUAAAGCUCCCCACCGGGUGGCCUUUGUUGAAAAGUUGACCAAACUUGUUUUAAGUCAACUCCCUAAUUUCUGGAAGCUCUGGAUUUCCUAUGUCAAUGGAAGCCUUUUCAGUGAGACUGCUGAGAAAUCAGGACAAAUGGAAAGAUCAAAAAAUGCAAGGCAAAGGCAGCAUGACUUCAAGAAAAUGAUUCAGGAAGUGAUGUACUCAUUAGUUAAACUGAUCCGUGGAUCAUUACUUCCAUUCAGCCUCAAGGAAGGAGAGCUAAGACAGUAUGGUGGCUGGGAGAUGAAGUCUGAACUAUCUGGUCAGUGGCUGACUCAUGUCAUCCAGACUGUAAGGCUUACUUAUGAAUCCUUGACUGCCCUUGAAAUACCUAACGAUUUGUUACAAAACAUCCAGGAUCUUAUUCUGGAUCUACGAGUACGUUGUAUAAUGAUCACCUUGCAACACACUGCUGAAGAUGUAAAAAGACUGGCUGAAAAGGAAGACUGGAUUGUUGAUAAUGAAGGCCUAACAUCUUUACCAUCUCAAUUUGAACAAUGCAUUGUACAUUCCUUGCAAUCACUCAGAGGGGUUCUGGAAUGUAAACCUGGGGAAGCCAGUGUUUUUCAGCAGCCCAAAACACAGGAAGAGGUAUGCCAGCUAAGCAUCAGUAUCAUGCAGGUUUUUAUAUGUUGUCUGGAACAAUUGAGUACCAAGCCUGAUGGAGACAUAGAUACUACACACCUUUCAGUUGAUGUUUCCUCUCCUGAUUUAUUUGGAAGUAUCCAUGAAGACUUCAGUUUGUCUUCAGAACAGCGGCUUUUGAUAGUGCUAAGUAAUUGCUGUUACCUAGAACGUCACACUUUCUUAAAUAUAGCUGAACAUUUUGAAAAACACAACUUUCAAGGAAUAGAAAAAAUAACGCAGGUUAGCAUGGCUUCAUUGAAAGAGUUAGACCAAAGGCUAUUUGAAAAUUACAUUGAGUUGAAAGCAGAUCCUAUUGUUGGCUCCUUAGAACCUGGAAUUUAUGCAGGCUAUUUUGAUUGGAAAGACUGCUUGACUCCAACAGGUGUCAGAAAUUAUUUAAAAGAAGCGUUGGUUAAUAUAAUAGCUGUGCAUGCAGAGGUGUUCACCAUUUCUAAGGAAUUAGUGCCUCGUGUGUUGUCUAAGAUAGUGGAAGCUGUUUCUGAAGAGCUAAGUCGACUGAUGCAGUGUGUUUCAUCUUUCAGCAAAAAUGGAGCUUUGCAGGCAAGGCUUGAAAUCUGUGCUCUGAGAGAUACUGUGGCCGUUUACCUAACACCUGAAAGCAAAUCUAGUUUUAAACAAGCAUUGGAAGCCCUGCCUCAACUUUCAAGUGGAGCAGAUAAAAAGUUACUGGAAGAGCUCCUGAACAAGUUUAAAAGCAGGAUGCACUUGCAGCUCACCUGUUUCCAAGCUUCUCCCUCUCCUAUGUUGAAAACAUAGAUACACAUCAAAGAACAGUCAGGUGAAGGCCAAGGGGCAAGACCCUUCUCUUUAAAGGUUGUUCAGAUACUCAGUGUUCAAGCAUUUGGAUGGUUGAGCUUUUUCCUGAUUGCAGCUUAGUGACAACCUGGCAUGUGUUAGCCUUUGAAACAAAAGGAAUCUUUUGAAAUGCCCAAGUAGUGUUUGCUUAGUCAUCUCUAUUGGUUUGGGUCCCAUCAAAAUGGUAAAAAUACCUUUUCAAAAUAGACUUUUUCUAGCCAUGUGUUGGAUAGAGAAUGUUGGAUGAAUUCUCUUUUUAGUGAGCGUACUCUUUAAAUGAAAUGAACUGUAUGUUUGCUAUAUAUUUCUCAGUGUCUCCUUUACAAAACUUUAAGUAGCAGAACUUUCAUAAGAAGAAAAGAAAUUGGGCAGGUUACAUUUAGACACUUAAAAAGAUUCAAUCGUCCUAAGCUACCCAGCUGCACUUGUAAGCUUUAUUUCAUACAGAUGGCCCUACAACAUAAUUCAAGUAUGUGUUAGCAGAGAUUGUAGGCUGCAUAAAAACUGUCACAUUUUGAAUAUAUUUCAUAUCAUUGUCUGUAGUCCAAAAUACCCAUGAAUAUAAUUAACAUUUUGUUGUCUGGUUUUUCUUUUUCACAGUACGAAAGACUAACAUCUCAUCAGUGUCACUUUCUCAUUCUGACUUUACUCCAAAAUUGAAUUAUAUGUGUGUACUUAGUUCCUGAAAACCUUAAUUAAUUAAUAGCUAAUUGAAUCUCAGUGGCCAAGUACUUGGCACCUUAUUACCUGUAGGGACUUCCUUGGUAACCUUUACUCUCUCUCUUCAGUGUUGUUUAAAAUUGCCAUCUUCCCAAGGAACACAGAAGAGCCCACAUGGCAGAGGGCAAAAACUACUGCUACUGGCUGUCUUCUACUCGUGUUCUCUGUUCCUUUUUCCUCUGCAGUUCAUUUCAUUUUUUGCCACACCAUUGAUCCCUUGCACUGUCUCAGCCUCAGUGGCCAGAUGAGUGCUGGCCUGGCACUCUGGGUUUCUGUGGAUUCAAAGCAAAUGCAUCAGUUUCAGAAUGGUAAGAGUUGUGGAUAAUCAUUUGUUCCAGUUGUCCCACAUUCUGUGCUGACUUAAGAGAUUACAGGAAAAAGGUCACAGUGACCCAGAGAAGUGACAAACUAAUUCUGAGUAAGCUCUGGCCUUUAGCCUUCCUCACUUCAUGUGAAAACUCACUUCAGAAUAUUUCAGUAAUCUUCUACUUGUAGUAAUCCCAGUAGAAACUGCAGAAAUUUUUUUUAAGUGCUAAACAUUACCCAUGUCUUUACUAGUACGAAGAGAUUUAAAGCCCAGUUGCCCAUAUGUACAUUGGUAAUUAUAUGAAACAGGUAAAUGUCAUUGUAUUUGUUCAUUUAGUAUUUGUGGGAAAACAGCUGUAAUAACUAGAAGUAAAAGUUUGAUCCUUUAGAAAUGUGGCUUAUAAGGUAUAUUAAGCAAUUAUAGGAAACAUUUUCACUUUUCUCUGUAUGUACCUACUGUGGCUAUGAAUUAAAUUACAAAAAUGCAAUCCUAGAUGUUUCUGGUAUUUUAAUAGACUGGCACAGUUCAUUGAACCUAUAAAGAAACUAUCUUCAAUAUAAAGUGCAUUUAAUUUUU